AGUACACAGUUCGAAAAUAUAAACCUCAAUUUCUCCUCUAAAACCCCAAACCUCUUCUCUUGAGCGAUCAAAUCAUCUUUCAAAAUGGGAAGCAAUCAAGCAGCUGUUUCGUUUCUAACAAAUCUUGCACGGGCCGCUUUCGGUUUAGGCGCUGCAGCCACCGCUCUCAACGCGUCGCUGUACACCGUCGAUGGAGGCGAACGCGCGGUAUUAUUCGAUAGAUUUCGUGGAGUUAUUGACACCACCAUUGGUGAAGGGACUCAUUUCCUGAUCCCAUGGCUGCAAAAGCCAUUUAUCUUUGAUAUCCGUACCAGGCCGCACACUUUCUCGUCUGUCUCCGGUACGAAGGAUCUGCAGAUGGUUAACUUGACCCUCCGUGUUCUCUCCCAUCCCGAUGUAACCAAAUUGCCCCAAAUCUUUCAACGCCUUGGUCUCGAGUAUGAUGAGAAGGUGCUCCCCUCUAUUGGCAAUGAGGUUUUGAAGGCUGUGGUUGCACAGUUCAACGCUGAUCAGCUCCUUACUGAACGUCCGCAUGUCUCGGCUCUAGUCCGUGAAUCUCUUAUCAAGCGUGCAAGGGAUUUUAACAUUCUGCUGGAGGAUGUGGCAAUCACCCACUUGUCUUACGGAGCAGAGUUCUCAAGGGCUGUGGAGCAGAAGCAAGUGGCGCAGCAAGAAGCAGAGAGGUCGAAGUUCGUUGUCAUGAAAGCUGACCAGGAGAGGAGGGCUGCAAUUAUCAGGGCAGAAGGUGAGAGUGAAGCUGCUAAGAUGAUCUCUGAUGCAACUUCAAAAGCUGGUACAGGGCUGAUUGAGCUCAGGAGGAUUGAAGCAUCGAGGGAAAUUGCUGCAACUCUGGCCAAGUCACCCAACGUGUCAUACCUUCCUGGUGGAGCCAACAUGUUACUUGCAUUGAAUCCAGGCCGUUAAAAAGGGUAUUCAGUUGUGGCACAAUGGCAUGACCUUUUUGUGAAUUGGUGAAGUAGUGUUUGCUUUGUUGCUAGAAAAUUUUUGAGGAUGCAAACCUGACAUAUGUGGAGUUUCCUAAGAAUCAGAAGUUUCACAUGUAGAAACCUUAAGUACUUGUGCUGAUGAGCAAACAAUGGAUUUUAUUUGUAUUAGAUGAAAUGCGGGUUUACAGACUUGUGUAGUAAAUAUGCUUAAUAAAUGUUGCCUCUGACGGCCAUCUUUGGUGGUCCAAUGUGCAGGAGUUACUAUAUUACAAUUUGACAUGAUACAUUAGGGAGUAAAUAAUAUCAUGAGCUAUUGAGACUCAA
Messenger RNA from Jatropha curcas, 1271 nucleotides. RefSeq names its product prohibitin-3, mitochondrial. Gene Ontology annotation, biological process: mitochondrion organization. The record is from RefSeq and is a predicted model, not a curated record. Gene Ontology annotation, cellular component: mitochondrion; membrane. NCBI's taxonomy places the organism in Eukaryota, Viridiplantae, Streptophyta, Magnoliopsida, Malpighiales, Euphorbiaceae.